GCAGACGCCUCGGAUCUGCCGGCCGCUGGGACCCAGAGCUGCAUCCGGUCGCCGCGGGCGUCGGCGGAGCCGCUUGCCCUCCGCGCCUCGCCCGAGGCGGUCCCCGCACUUGCUGAGUUAGAGAGAGAAAGAGAAAGGUCUUCCUUCCACUGGUUCACCCCCCAAAUGACCACUACGACCGGAGCUAUGCCGAUCUGAAGCCAGGAGCCAGGUGCUUCUCCUUGAUCUCCCAUGUGGGUGCAGGGGCCCAAGCACUUGGGCCAUCCUCCACUGCCUUCCCGGGCCACAACAGAGAGCUAGACUGGAAGAGGAGCAACCAGGACUAGAACCCAGUGCCCAUAUGGGAUGCUGGCACGGCAGGUGGAGAAUUAACCAAGAUUUUUCAAAUCGCACUCAGUUGAUAGGAUGAAAAAAUUUAAGAGAAGACUGUCCCUCACACUUCGAGGAAGCCAGACUAUUGAUGAAUCACUGUCUGAAUUGGCUGAACAAAUGACUAUUGAAGAAAGCAGUAGCAAAGAUAAUGAGCCUAUUGUGAAGAAUGGCAGGCCUCCGACGUCUCACAGUAUGCAUUCCUUCCUCCACCAGUACACAGGGUCUUUCAAGAAGCCCCCACUGAGGAGACCACACAGCGUUAUUGGAGGAAGCCUUGGCUCCUUCAUGGCAAUGCCCAGAAAUGGAAGUAGAUUAGAUAUUGUUCAUGAAAAUCUAAAAAUGGGAUCAGAUGGUGAGAGUGACCAAGCCUCUGGGACAUCAUCUGAUGAAGUCCAGUCGCCUACUGGUGUUUGUCUCAGAAAUCGUAUACAUAGACGGAUCUCAAUGGAGGAUUUAAAUAAGCGGUUAUCACUGCCUGCAGACAUCAGAAUACCUGAUGGAUAUCUUGAAAAGUUACAAAUCAACAGUCCACCAUUUGAUCAGCCAAUGAGCCGAAGGUCUCGUAGAGCUUCCUUAUCAGAAAUCGGGUUUGGGAAAAUGGAAACCUACAUCAAAUUGGAAAAGCUUGGAGAGGGUACAUAUGCAACAGUGUAUAAAGGAAGAAGUAAAUUGACAGAAAAUUUGGUGGCGUUAAAAGAGAUCCGACUGGAACAUGAAGAAGGUGCACCAUGCACAGCUAUAAGAGAAGUUUCACUAUUGAAGGAUUUAAAACAUGCAAAUAUAGUAACCUUACAUGACAUUGUUCACACAGAUAAAUCCUUGACUCUGGUCUUUGAAUAUCUGGAUAAAGAUCUGAAGCAGUAUAUGGAUGACUGUGGGAACAUCAUGAGUAUGCAUAAUGUAAAGCUGUUUCUAUACCAAAUUCUACGUGGUUUGGCAUAUUGCCACAGAAGAAAGGUGUUGCAUCGAGACUUGAAACCACAGAACCUCCUCAUUAAUGAAAAAGGAGAAUUAAAGCUUGCAGAUUUUGGAUUAGCUAGAGCCAAGUCAGUUCCCACAAAGACCUACUCAAAUGAAGUUGUCACGCUGUGGUACCGGCCACCUGAUGUGCUUCUGGGUUCCUCGGAGUACUCAACCCAGAUUGACAUGUGGGGUGUUGGUUGCAUUUUCUUUGAAAUGGCUUCUGGAAGACCUCUAUUUCCAGGAUCAACUGUGGAAGACGAACUGCACUUAAUUUUUCGACUGCUAGGAACUCCAUCUCAGGAAACAUGGCCAGGUAUUUCUUCAAAUGAUGAGUUCAAGAACUACAACUUUCCAAAAUAUAAACCACAGCCUCUAAUUAACCAUGCACCAAGGUUGGACUCUGAAGGAAUUGAGUUGAUAACAAAAUUUCUUCAGUACGAAUCCAAGAAAAGGGUUUCAGCAGAAGAGGCCAUGAAACAUGUAUACUUUCGAAGUCUGGGACCAAGAAUACAUGCUUUACCAGAAAGUGUAUCAAUAUUCAGUUUGAAAGAGAUUCAGUUGCAAAAGGACCCGGGUUUUCGAAAUUCUUCUUAUCCAGAGACAGGACAUGGGAAGAACAGAAGACAGAGCAUGCUCUUUUAAGUCUGAUAACAUGGUUUCAAGCCCAGCCCCCAGCCUUUCUUAUCAAUCAAGGACUCAGAUCUGAAGGCAAUUAUUUCUUUUGGUGAACUUGGAAUCUCCAUUUGUCUACACUGUCCUCUUCACAGUGGAGUCUUUUUAUUUCAGACCUACAGAUUGUUUUUAUAUUUGUUGUCACAGUGUGACAAUGUUUUUGUACAGUCAGUUUUCAGGUCUUCUCUGCCAUUAGAGCCAGUAGGUUACAGCUGUUGAUGUAACUGUAGCUGCAGUUUUUGUGCAGGACUGAGAAACACAGUGCAUUAUUUAUUGCGGAAUCAUUGCUGCUAAAUAACUACUGUCUGUUUAACACAAUAGUUGGAUGCCUGAAGUUGCAGUGGCUUUAUUAUAUGUGAAUGCAUAUGUUUCUCCUCACGAAUUGUUUUACUGCUGCAUUUUUUGUUUGUUUGUUUGUUUGUUUUUAAAAUUAAACUGCAGUGUUUCCUGGAAUGUAAAUUAGCUUUGCUUAACAGUAAAAUAAGUGAGCCAUCUUGAACACUCUAAGUUCAUGCUGUAUAAUUUCUUAUUGAACAUUAAUAAAGAGUAGCUAAGAGAUUGAUAAACACAUUAUGUCUAGGAAAGCAUGUGAUGCAGAAUUUGAUUCAAGAAAGUGAACAUCUGACAUUUUGGAGAUUUCACAUUAGACUAAUAAAGCACCAAAAUUGUUCAUUUUUACCUAUUUCUCAUUUUAGAAAUGUCUGCUGUAUAUUACUGGAUAUCUGUAUACUAAUACACUCAUCUAUUUUACAUUGUCCUUUAAUUUAGUUAAAACUUAGCCAUGUAAGUCAAUUCAAGCAUAAAAGGUCCUGCUUUUAUUUGUUUUAAAUACAUUUCUUUUUUUAUUAGAAUGGAUGAUCCUUCAUUGGGGAACAAUUUCUUUCAUUUGGGGGCUGUGUGUAUUUUUGUAACAUUUACUUGGAAUCAGCUGAAAGCUGUAAUAUGUCCUUGAAUGAGCCAAGAUAAAUUGCAAAUGAAAGAAAUGAGAACUUAGAGGACUGCUUUAAAGCAUUGUAGGUAUUAUCUGUUUACUAGAGAUACUAAAUAUUAGUUUUAAGAGAACAUCAUAAACACUUUGGUGUUGGAAACAGUGUUUUAAAAGCAUUUGUGUUCACUUUUAAGGACUAUUUGUUUAGUGCAUCUUAUAAACUAUAAAUCUUACUUGGUAUAUUUUGAAAUGGUCAUGUAAAUUUUUGCCUUAUAUCAUGAAAAUAGUCAUAACUUAAUUUUUUUUCCUGGCAUUCACUGUAAAACAUUCAGGGGUCCUACCAUUUCUGUUCAGGAAAUCUUGUAGUUUAUUGUUAUUUAACAGUAUUAAGUGAAUUUUUGUAUAUUUCAUUUUAACUUUAUUUGUGAAUAGUGAUUGUGGCAUGUUUGGGGGUGUUAUUUUAAUAUUUUCAUGAUACUGAAGUUUUAAUUUUAAAAAAAAAUGUUCUGGAAGAAACAGAUUCAUGUUGUAAUGGUGAAUAUUGGACCACUACUGCUUUUCACAUUUGUAAGUUGGUUUUAUGUUAAACCUUGUAGCCUAACAAACUGCUGUUAUUUCUAACUGACAGACAUGUAUUAAUAUUGUACUUUGAAGGUUAUAAAUAUUAUGUGGAAAUUCCUCCAUUUUGUUUUGAAAUUUAUAAUAACAAAAUCUCCAUGUUGUUAAAA
Messenger RNA from Lepus europaeus (European hare), 3663 nucleotides. RefSeq names its product cyclin dependent kinase 17 (gene CDK17). The record is from RefSeq and is a predicted model, not a curated record. NCBI's taxonomy places the organism in Eukaryota, Metazoa, Chordata, Mammalia, Lagomorpha, Leporidae. The coding region runs from base 406 to 1977 and encodes 523 amino acids. Gene Ontology annotation, biological process: protein phosphorylation. Gene Ontology annotation, molecular function: protein kinase activity; ATP binding. The transcript has 18 exons. Gene Ontology annotation, cellular component: nucleus; cytoplasm.